Molecule: messenger RNA, 1002 nt
Organism: Paramecium pentaurelia
Lineage: Eukaryota; Ciliophora; Oligohymenophorea; Peniculida; Parameciidae
Source: the annotation of a GenBank genome assembly
AUGAUUACAUAGGCAAAAAAAGCAAUAGAUUAAGAUUAUGAGAUAUUAAAAAAGAAGAGUAUACACAAAAAAAAACAAAAAAAUUAAUACACAAAGGAAGAUAAGUUCUUAGAAAAAUAUACUUAAUAAAAUGGAUAAACAAUAUUGAAAUUAGUAAACUAUUUGGAGGUAAGUUUGUAUAAAUCUAUAAAAUUGGACAGCACUUUUAGAUUGAAAUCAAAUGUACAAAUCCCUAGAAAUGCAGAUAAUCAAUAUCAAUUAGGAUAAUUGAAUAUUGAUUUUUAUUGCUACAAUUAUAAGAUUAAUCGAGUAGAUAAGAAUGGUAGUUAUAUCACUAUUACAUUUGAUCCUAUUUAGAGAUGCUUCACGCCUGUUGAAAACGUUAUUCAGAUUUUAGGUAGAGGCAAUCAAACACUAAAAUAAUCUUUAGAAAAAUUGCAUCACAAAAAAUUAGAUUCUUCAUAAUAUAUUAUGAUGUAGGAACAUGAUUUAUUUAAUUUUGAGAAUACAAUUGAUAAACCAUGUACUGGAUAUAUAUCUAAAGUUGUUGGAGAUUAAGUUAUGACUCAAUAUCGAUUUAUGAAUGAAUUAUAUUUAAAUGCAAUGGGAAUUAAUUCAGAAAUGUUGAUUCAUCAUGCGAUGGAGACUGGAAAUAUACCUAUUCCUUUAUAUUUUUCAGAAGAUAAUGGUAGUGAAUAAUAUUUAAGCAAUUUUUUUACUUUAAACACUUUUAACCAGUCCAUUAAUAAUUUGCAAGCAUGUAAUUAUAAUGGUUAAAAAUUUCCUGCUAUGAUCACUUUCCAUAACUAUUAUUGUUACAAUGAAACUGAAUAAUGUUAUUAUGAAUAUUUAUUUUUUAUAUGGAAUAUUGAUAAGAAGUGGAUGUCAAAGUAAAGAGUUUAAGAAAAUUACUUAGAUUAUUUUAAUAUAAAAAAUGAUCCAGCUUCUUUAACUUAAAUAUAUUAUAAUUCUGAAUAACGAUGUGGGUAUAGAGAUAUUUGA